CGAGCAUGACGGCAAACUUUAAAUGAGCAGAAAUAAAUGAUUUGUGGUUUUCUCUGUUUAUGGCUGGCCUGAAUGACGCCCAAAGCACUGACGAUGUGGACAUAGUAGAACAAUAUAAAAGAGACUUCCUCCUGUGGGAAAUAAGAAGAUCAGAUUAUAACCCAUCACACAAGAGUGAAGAUGACAUGGUACACCACCAACUUCCACAACACUGCUGAGAUGGACACACCUAACAGGGUAAGACCUUUCAGGAAGACUGUGGUGUUCAUGUUGAUACUGCUGCUUGCCCAGCUGGGAUGUAGCACGCAGAGUGUGUCUGAGUGCUGCAGACAGCCAGCGCAGUCCUGUCGCCUACAGGUCCUGCUGUGUCGUUCUGGCAAGAAGAGCAUAGGGGGAACCAUCGCAGGAGACGCAGCCGCUGGAAUCCUCACCCUGGGUAAACGGAACGAGGAUGAGUUACAUUUGCAGAGCAGACUCCAUCAGCUUCUUCAUGGCCGCAAGAACCAAGCAGCUGGGAUACUGACUAUGGGAAAGAGGACUGCACAGAGGGAUAGGGAGCAAUAAACAGAUUGACUGAGUCUGUCAAAAAAACCCCACAAUUGUAACACUUUUGCCUGGGUAAACAAUGUUCAUACAAUGUUUAGAGAAAAUAACAUCUAUAUAUAUAAAAAUGACAAUCAAAGGAUUUUCUUUAAACUGUUUCUUUUUGAAAACAAUGUCAUAGAGAUUAAGAAAUGUGUGGUGAUGUAAUUCAAAGUUUAAGCUGAUGACAUCUUUAGUAAAGUAUUGAAAACUAAAAAGAACUUGUCAAUAUGUGUUGACAAGAAUAACUUGCUAUA
Messenger RNA from Xiphophorus maculatus (southern platyfish), 839 nucleotides. RefSeq names its product hypocretin neuropeptide precursor (gene hcrt). Gene Ontology annotation, biological process: neuropeptide signaling pathway; feeding behavior. The transcript has 2 exons. Bases 181 to 564 code for a protein of 127 amino acids. The record is from RefSeq and is a predicted model, not a curated record. Lineage: Eukaryota; Metazoa; Chordata; Actinopteri; Cyprinodontiformes; Poeciliidae.